Molecule: messenger RNA, 7446 nt
Organism: Amphiprion ocellaris (clown anemonefish)
Lineage: Eukaryota; Metazoa; Chordata; Actinopteri; Pomacentridae
Product: period circadian protein homolog 2-like
Exons: 22
Coding region: 279-4808 (1509 amino acids)
Biological process (GO): entrainment of circadian clock by photoperiod; circadian regulation of gene expression; negative regulation of transcription by RNA polymerase II
Cellular component (GO): cytoplasm; nucleus
Molecular function (GO): transcription corepressor binding; transcription cis-regulatory region binding
Source: RefSeq, a predicted model, not a curated record
AAUACCGGGGAGGAACCGACGACUAGUGUGUCAACCCGUCUGAAGCUCGGCUCCCAUUGAGGAACGCUGGAUGUUAUAACUGAAUGUUUUAUCCACUGAUCGGUUUUGCUUUUUCUUGUCGACGAAGAAGACCGAAGAGAGGAUUUUAUUUUGACCAUACAGACUACAUCCCCUCUUCUGAGGCAUCAGCUCAAGUUACCUCCCCAUGCCAUGCACUUCAUGGCAUUGCCAUGUGGAAGGUAACCUAAUCUCCCAUCGUUUGCCUUUUGGCCAUUCCCAUGUCUGAGGAUAGUGAUCCAAAGCACUACCGGUACUCAACCCUGGACGGGCGUGAACGAAACCGGGAAAGAGUCGGCUUCCAGAUGGAGGAAGAGCAGGAUGCUCCCUGCGGUUCCAUUAGCCAACUUCACCGCAUGGCCAGCAGUUACAACGAGGGUUGUGGCGGGCGGGAUGGCGUUGAACUUGAGCCAGAGUUAGGACUGGCCUCUGAGGGGAGCGACAGCAGCCAUGAGCACCCAGCCUCACCAGGUUCCCCACAUGAAGACCGGAAGCGACAACGCCCACCUUUACACGAGGAUGUAGAGAUGGGUGGCAGCGGCUCAAGUGGGAGUGGGACAGAAUCCCAUGGUAACGAGUCGCAUGGCAAUGAGUCCCAUGGCAAUGAAUCUGUGGGCAGCUCAAAUGGAAAUGGCAAGGAUUCUGCUCUUAUGGAGUCUUCAGGGAGCAACAAGAGCUCCAACUCUCACAGCCCCUCCCCACCAAGCAGCUCCAACGCCUUCAGUCUGGUGAGCUCUGAGCAGGACAACCCUUCAACCAGCGGCUGCAGCAGCGAACAGUCUGCCAAAGCUAAGACACAGAAGGAGCUCUUCAAAACCCUCAAGGAGCUGAAGAUGCACUUCCCACCAGAAAAGAGGAGCAAGGGCAAGUCCAGCACUGUCAACACCCUCAAAUAUGCACUGCGAUGUGUCAGACAGGUGAAAGCCAAUGAGGAAUACUACCAGAUGCUGAUGAUCAAUGACAGUCAGCCACCAGGGUUUGAUGUAUCAUCUUAUACCAUUGAGGAAAUCAACAGCAUCACCUCAGAAUACACCCUCAAAAACACUGAUAUUUUUGCUGUAGCCGUGUCACUCAUCACGGGAAAGAUUGUUUACAUCUCGGACCAAGCGUCGUCCAUCUUAAACUGCAAGCAGGAAGUGUUCCAUAACGCCAAGUUUGUGGAGUUCCUGACACCUCAGGAUGUCAGCGUGUUUUACAGCUUCACCACGCCCUACCGCCUGCCGUCGUGGAGCAUGUGCACCGGAGCAGAGUCGUCUCCCACGGAGUGCAUGCAGGAGAAAUCCUUCUUUUGCCGCAUCAGCGGUGGUAAGGAGCGUGAAGGGGAUCUUCAGUACUAUCCUUUCCGUAUGACUCCUUAUCUAAUGAAAGUGCAGGAUGCUGAGCUGGGUGAGGAGCAGUUCUGCUGCCUCCUGCUGGCUGAGAGGGUGCACUCUGGAUAUGAAGCACCCAGAAUCCCUCCAGACAAGCGCAUCUUCACCACCACACACACACCGAACUGUGUGUUCCAGGAUGUGGACGAGAGAGCUGUGCCUCUGUUGGGGUACCUCCCUCAGGACUUGAUUGGGACUCCUGUGCUGCUCAAUCUGCACCCAAGUGACCGACCCUUAAUGCUGGCCGUACAUCGAAAGAUUUUGCAGUACGCCGGUCAGCCGUUCGACCAUUCCUCUAUCCGCUUCUGUACAAGAAACGGCGAGUAUAUUACCAUCGACACCAGCUGGUCCAGCUUUGUCAAUCCCUGGAGCCGCAAGGUCUCCUUUGUCAUCGGCAGGCACAAAGUCCGCAUGGGUCCUGUGAAUGAGGAUGUUUUUGCAGCACCGGCCUUUCAUGGAGGAAAGAUCAUGGAUUCAGACAUCCAGGAAAUUAGUGAACAGAUCCACAGACUGCUCCUCCAACCGAUUCAUAACAUGGGCUCCAGUGGUUAUGGUAGCCAUGGCAGCAAUGGUUCCCAUGAGCAACUGGUGAGCAUCGGCUCAUCCAGUGAAAGCAAUGGCAACGUCCCAGCAGGAAGCACUGCAGAGGAGACGGGCAAGGCCAAGCCCUCCAGGACUUUCCAGGAAAUUUGUAAGGGGGUCCACAUGCUGAAGAACCAAGACUCUCAGGUCUGCCUGCGCUCCCCGUCAACUUCGCCCUCACCGUCACCAUCCAAACCUGAGCACAAGAAGACCGCUGACACAUCAGCAGCUCAGAAGAGUUUAUCUGUGCGUCUGAAGGACUCAGCACCCCCUCUGCAGGUCAGAGAGGGUGGUGCAGCCAGCAUGGAGGACUUCUCCUGCAAAGACCAGACUGUCUGCUCCUACCAGCAGAUCAGCUGCCUCGACAGUGUCAUCCGGUAUCUUGAGAGUUGUAAUAUCCCUAUUACAGUGAAAAGGAAGUACCAGUUCUCCUCAAACACCACUUCUUCCAACUCAGAUGAUGAUAAGAAGGCCUCAGAGGAUGGCAUGCGAGUGUCUCAAGAUACAAACACAGAUCCCUUGAUGCUAGAUGCCCAGCCAGGCCUGUCAAACAUGAAAGCACUGAAGAAGCCUCCAUCUGGGGCAGCUGCGGUAGUUGGAGGCCCCCUGGCACCCCUCACUCUGCCCAGUAAAGCUGAGAGCGUGGUGUCUAUCACCUCACAGUGCAGCUACAGCAGCACCAUCGUCCAUGUGGGAGACAAGAAGCCUCAGCCAGAGUCGGAGAUUAUCGAGGAUGUUGCAGAAAGCCCCGCACCACCCGCCUUGCCUGUCAGUAUGGUGUCUCCACCCAGCCAAGAAAAGGAGGCCUACAAGAGACUGGGACUGACCAAGCAGGUGCUGGCAGCGCACACCCAGAAAGAAGAGCAGGCAUUCCUGAACCGCUGCCGCGAGCUACGCAACGCUAGAACCUUCCAGAAGGACUGUUCCACAUAUCUGCACAAGCAGAAAGGCCCAGCCAUUGCUGAAGAAUCAUCUGGACCACGUGGAACUGCCAAACAAGGCCCCACCAGGCCAGAGACCACUGCCAAGAAGGGCAACCGCAACAGGAAGUCCAAGAAGCCACGGAUGAAGCAUCCUGAUUCAUCAGACAGUGCUGUGUCCAAUCGCAAACCCCGGCCCCCUCUCCAGGGUCUCAACCAGACCUCAUGGUCCCCAUCUGAAGCAUCCCAAUCAGCUUUUAAUGUCUCCUACCCCACCAUGGUGCCUGCAUACUCGCUCUACCCGCCAACACCUGCUGCUCCAGCUCAGGCUCCCCGUCCUGACCCCUCUCUCUCCGCAGGCUUCGGAGAGGGGCAGAGCACCCAAGCCCAGUCCACUGCCACUCCAUUCUCUGCACCCAUUGUUACUCCUGUGGUGGCUCUGGUGUUGCCCAAUUACCUCUUCCCCCAAAUAGGACAGAUAGGGCAGAUAGGACAGCUUGGAGCUGCUCCUAGACCUACGUUUUUCGCUGAGCCAACCCAGACACAACCUGCAUACACUACCCAGCAACCUUUUCAGGCCCCGCAGCCAGCCUUUGCCAUGCAAACACAACCCCCCUUUACCAGCCAACAGCCAUUCCCUGUGCAGACUGCCUUCACCACCCAGCAGCCAACCCCCUACACGACCCAGCAACCUUUCCAGGCCGCUCAGACUGCUUACACUACUCAGCAGCCGUUCGCUGCCCAGCCUUCUUUCCCAGUGCAGACUCAGUUUGUGGCUCAAGCCCCUUAUCCGGCUCAGCCCUUCCCCUACACCCUAGCCACCGAGCCUCCCAAAGCACCUACUUUAGAGCCUCGAGAGGGACCAGCAUCACGAUCCUCCACCCCAGCCUCUGGGGCAAGGGAACCUGCCACAUCACCACCACUGUUUGAGUCACGCUGCAGCUCACCCCUGCAGCUCAAUCUGCUGAGCAUGGAGGAGGGACAGCGAUCUGUGGAACGUCAGGACAGCACAGCACCCUCCGCUGGAGGCCAGGGCAGCAGCUCAGCAGCACUCUCAGUAGGAGUCGGAGUAUCUGGGGAGAAGAGCGGAGCCACAGCCAAGAGUGACAAUCAUCAGCAGAUGGAGUGUCCAAGUGAUGGGGCUCACAGUGAUGGUAACUCCUCAUCCUGCGACUUGCUGGACAUCCUGCUGCAGGAGCAGGAGGACUCUCACUCUGGCACUGGAUCAGCCACCUCUGGCUCCAUGGGCUCUGGAUCGGGCUCUGGAUCGGGUUCAGGAUCAGGCUCAGGCUGCAACGGCUGUGGGACCUCAGCUAGUGGAGCCUCUGGCAGCAGAACAGGGAGCAGCAACACCAGCAAAUACUUUGGCAGCGUUGACUCUCUGGAACAUGACCACAAGGCCAAAUCCAAGAUAAGGGGUGAAAGAGGCUCUGAAAGCAGCAAGUCACACACCAAAGGCUCAGCUCAAGGAGAAGGAGAGCAUUUCAUCAAAUAUGUUCUACAGGAACCGCUCUGGCUGCUGAUGGCUAAUGCUGAUGACAAAGUCAUGAUGACAUAUCAAAUGCCAUCCAGGGACAUUCAAAGGGUUCUACGGGAAGACAAGGAGAGAUUGAGGCAGAUGCAGAAGAGCCAGCCCAGCUUCUCCUCAGACCAGCGACGAGAGUUAGUGGAGGAACACCCCUGGAUGAGAAGAGGAGGUCUACCUGCUGCUAUCAACGUGAAGGAGUGUGUGUACUGUGAGGACGCAGUGGUGGCGCCCAUCGAGGAGGACCUGCCAGACAUGGACAUGGGCGAGUUGGGCGAAGAGCUGAGCCAAGAAGGCCAAAACACUCAGAGCCAAUCAAAGGACUCUCAGCCUCAGCCGGACUCUGGCUCUUGAACACACAAAUGGCCAACAGGGGGACACACUCGACCAGCCAUGGACCCUCAUGACACACACAUACAUACACACAUUAUGGAUGUGGGACAAGCAGCUGUGUGACUGACCAUCCUGAAAAACACACACAUACACACAACAGAGGUCUGUGUUGCCAGUGUCAUGGUCAUGAGGACGUGUUUUCAUCUAUGUCAUUGGACUGCUACUGGAGUGCAGUUCUAAAGUCACCCUACAGGGGGCAGAAGUGCUUUACAUGGGUUUUGCAUGCAUGACCCACAGAGUACUUUUACCAUCUAAUGCACACACACACUAUCACUAAAAUUACCUGAUUUUUUAAAAUUUUAUUUUAUUUCAUUAUUUCCCCUCCUGUCUAUCCAAGACAGAGCAUUUAUUCUAGAAGAGGCAAAGUUAAUGGUUGAUGGACAUCUCUUAAACAACUUUUAAAUAUAUUUGAUUUGUAAAAAAAUGGUAUUUUGACAAGAUAAUUGUCAUGACACUAUUUAUAAAUGUUAUUAUUAAGCAGCCCAGCUUUGCUCUUUGCUGUUACGACACUCUGCUGCCCAACAUCAUGUUUGUGUUUUUUUCAUUAAGCACAUGAUCCCAUUUAAGGCCUUCAAACCCUGAGAUCCCAGUUGUUUUCCCAUCAGGAAUAUAUGUAGAAUAGUCGUGGUGCUCAUCGGAAUACAUGGGCGAGGUUAAAAGGAUGAGGACUUUAGUUUUUUUAUGGCAAAGGUUUUAAUCUCACAACGCUCCUCGGACCUAUUUGAAGUAUCCAGGCGCUCAGUUUUCAUCGACGGUGACAAUCUGAUACACAAAGCUUGUUAUUUUUAGUAUCUUAUUUAUUUACGAGCAGAUAAUGUAUCUAGAAUAGCUUUUUAUAAGCCAAAGCCAAAUCAGUUUAUCUAAAUGAUAAUAUAUUAACACUUCACAAACUUUACUGGACGUUUAAUGGCACCAGAGCUGGCUUGUCUGUUGAACAGCAUAACCUCUAAGUGUUGUCUGUCUGCAGAUUUUACAGCAGCACGGGUGCUACAAUCACCUCACCUCAGACUAAGAAGCUGCCGAAAUAUUUUUUUGCAAAGUAAAAUAGUAAGCAUCAGAAAAUGGAGGAUAGAAACUUGAGGCUGUAAAUGAAAGCUGACGAUGUAAUGUAUUUUAUUAGCGCCUUUGGAUUAGAAUUUGUUGUAUCAUGAAGUGAUGCACUGAGAUUCCUUUUAACAGAAAGAUAUACGGUAGAAGUCACAGAACUCUGCAAACAUCGUUAAGUCGUUUUUUUGCUAAUAUGGUGCAGCUCUACAACAAAAUAUCUCUUUUAGAAAAAUCUGUGCUAUUUUAGGGAUUUUUUUAAUUAUGCAACAUUACACGGUCUCCACUUGCACCCUAAAAAUCAAUUUUUCUAGAUUGAAAACAAGAAAACUGACUUUUUUUCUUCUUCUUUUUUUUUUUAACAAUACUGGCAUGUUUUAGAUGCCAUCAAAAAUAUUCCAAGUCAUAAGUCUCUACAGGUGUGUGUGCAGCAAUAGGGAUCCUUUGAGUACUGUGAAAGCUGUUGGUCAGAGCAGUGUGUGACACGGAGGUCAGUAGUGGGCAUCAGCACUGAUAGGACGGUGGGAAAACAGCUCAACAAGUGUAGCAAAUAAGGGGAUCAGGUUUCCUCAGUGACCUGCUAUUGACAGCAGUGUUGCUCAGGUUCCAGGUGGUCAUAGGAGCAUCAGCAACCAUGCAAGCCCCUGAAGUAUUAAGGAAACUGUGAUCCACAUGUAGUUGAGGUAAACAGUGUGAGAACUGGGAACAACUCUGGUGCUAUGGCGGAGGAACUGUUGGGGCAGGGCUUGUGAAUGUAACACAGACUGGACCAAGAGCAUCUCCCUGGCUUAGUUUGUUUUCAUGAUCUUUUUUUUUUUAAUUUUUAUUUCUCGUUAACUUGUAAGAAUGUUUUUAUUUUUCUAUUUUCCUCUUGCGCGCGUUUUAUUUUUCUGACGAAGGUAAAAGCUUUCGAGUGUCAUCGGGGAUGAACCCUACCUCUAAUAAAUCCCAGGUCAUGUUACUGUUAGCAGGACAUAGUACAUGUAUGUAUGUGGGCAACGCGCAAUGAACAGAGCGGUCAGAUACUUAUGUGAUUCCGGUGAGUGAUGGACCUGUACAGAGAGCUUUAUGGACUCUUCCUGCCUGCUUUCUGUGUCUCUGAAUGGACAGAGUUCAGGCACCUGUCACCACCUUUAGCAACUGCAGUCUAUCUCUGUCUUUUGUCUCUUUUCGUGCAAAAUAUCUCCAAGGGACCGCCAACAUUCACCUGUGUAUAAACCUUUAAGAAUGCCAGAAUGUCACCUGUCAAAAAACAUGUUCUGAAUGCAGAGAGUUGGUGAUGUUCAAGCCUUACUUUUGUUUAUAAGGCCUCACAAAGAAGGAUUCCAGCUUUAAACAAGUUGCGUGCUGGUGGGCUGUUGGGAGCACCCUGAUCUGUACAUGCAUACACACGGUACUGGCACAUGAUGUCGUGUAUGGUUAUGUAAAUUUGUCUCAUUGCCACUGUAUGACUCUGUGGUAUAUUAAACUAGCACAGGUCUGUGCAUUUUUUGUAGGUGAGAUGUGUUGUUUGAGAAAUUUAAACAGAUGUUGUAAUAAAACUACAUAAAUAUAA